AUGUUUUCAUGUUUUUUAAAUGUUUUUGGCUGUUGCGAUGAAGUAAGGAGAACACUUUGGAAAGGUCAUGUCCGAAGAGGUGAUGCCACUGACGAACACCAUGAACUCAGAGAUUCAGAUGAGGAAGAAAUGCAUCACGGAUUGGCACAACAUGACAUGAUAGCUGGUAGAACAAGUAUGGACAGAACAUCCAUGCAAGAAGAACACGAACUGGCUCAUGAUGGUAUGACAGAUGAGGAAUUUGCUCAACUGUUGCAACAACAAGAAUAUGAAGAAGCAGCAAGAAGAAGUAGAAGUGGAAAUGUAAAUACUGUGACGUCCUCUUCGGGUAAUAAUAAUGGAAGAACAAUGGUUGAUUUGGGAGAUAAUGAAGGUUCUGCAUUUAAUUUGAGAGAAGAGCAAGACCAAGCUUAUUUGAGAUCUUUGCAAAGAGAUCAGGAAAGAAGUAGGCAAGAAGAGUUGGAAAGACAACGAAGAGAACAAGAAGAACGUGAAAGACAACGACAAGAGCAAGAAAAAAUUAGAAAGGAACAAGAAAAAAUUGCAAAAAGAAGAGAAAAAGCUAACAAGCUCAAAGCUGAGCCUGCGGAUACAGAGAGAAAUUUUUCAAAAGUUCUUAUACGAUUUCCUGAUUCUUCACGGUUGACUAGAUCCUUCAGACAUUCUGACACAAUUGGAGAUAUUUUCGAUUAUUUGGACGUUACCAAAGAAAUUGAUAUUGAUAAGUUUGUGCUAGUGACCACUUAUCCUGCUAGAAGAUUUUCCUAUGAAGAACAUGCCAAUCUUUCUCUUGCGGAGGCCAACUUAAGCGAAAAACAAGUCACAUUGAAUUUGGCUGAGAAAUAA
Messenger RNA from Naegleria fowleri, 846 nucleotides. RefSeq lists its product as uncharacterized. The transcript is spliced from 2 exons. NCBI's taxonomy places the organism in Eukaryota, Heterolobosea, Eutetramitea, Acrasida, Naegleriidae. Gene Ontology annotation, molecular function: ubiquitin binding. The record is from RefSeq and is a predicted model, not a curated record. The coding region runs from base 1 to 846 and encodes 281 amino acids. Gene Ontology annotation, cellular component: endoplasmic reticulum.